Molecule: messenger RNA, 2514 nt
Organism: Chanos chanos (milkfish)
Lineage: Eukaryota; Metazoa; Chordata; Actinopteri; Gonorynchiformes; Chanidae
Product: vesicle-associated membrane protein 5
Exons: 3
Coding region: 87-446 (119 amino acids)
Biological process (GO): Golgi to plasma membrane protein transport
Cellular component (GO): plasma membrane
Source: RefSeq, a predicted model, not a curated record
GAGACUUCGACCUUGCAGUCUGAGAAUUACGUUUUUCAUGUUUUUUGGCAGGAUCUGAUUUUUCGAACACUACAUCGUUGUGCAAAAUGGAUAGCAAACUUCAGAAAUGUCAGCAGGAAGCAGAAGAGGUGAAGGAAAUCAUGUUGACCAAUGUCAACAAAGCAGAGGAAAGGAGAGAGAAACUGGAGGACCUCGAUGAAAGGGCUGAAGAGUUGCAUGCCAAGAGCCAGGUAUUCCGGAAGAACACCGUGAAGGUGAAAGAAAAAAAGGAAGCGGAGAACCGGAGGAGUAAGAUGUGGAUUUAUGCCAUUGUGGUGGUUACGUUUUUGAUCAUUGUGAUCAUAAUUAUUGUCAUGCUCACCAGCCAGAGUUCAGGCCAAAGUUCAGGCCCCACAGAAAGCAAACAGGCUAUUACCCCAGGACCGUCUAGCACAAAAAAUCCCUAAUAUCUGUCUCAGAGAUAGGAAUCAGGGAGGAGGAAAUGGACUGUGGCUGACUUAAGGAGAAAGUGAGCAAAUAAGAUCUGUAUCAAGCCUGUCUGAAAUAUUAGCUUAAUUUAAACUUAAUAUCUCAAUCGUUCUUUAUGUUGUUUUUUUUACGUGGAUGUGAAUGAUUCUUAUAUAGUUAGUCAACUGAGGGAACUUCAUCUGGAAGGUUUUGUAAUCAUUUUAUAGAGAGCUGACCCAUAGGUAACUGCCAAAAUAAGGAAAAUUUCAAUAUAAAGCCUCAACAGAGCUCUGGGCCACCUUUAGCUGCUGGAAGAGAACCUGCCUUUGCAAAGUUUCUGCAGGUAAGGUGUUUUGCACAGCCCGAUUGUGGGAUCUCUGUGAUGAUCUCAAUGGACUUUUCUUAAAGAAACUGCCCGCUCAUGACUAAGACUAAUGCUUUCAGUCAGCUGCUUCAGAAUUGCAUGCCUGCUUUGUCUUGCAACUGUAAAUAAUGCAAAGACAUCAAGACUAAAGAGUACACAUUUGACGCUUUUUCCUUUGACUUGCAAAUCGAUAUCUUCUUGUGAAAGAUGAACAAGUUUUAAUGAAAUAUUAACAAGCAUUGUUCACCACUGAAGCUUCUGCCGAAUGUGCUACAACAAGCAGUCCUUUUUCAAAGUCUCUUCUUCCUGCUGGAGCAGCCAAAAUUAUGGGUGACUAGGCCACUACAUCUCAUUUUUACAUGGCCAUAAGCAUGAUAGGAUGCUAACUGUUCAAUUAACUCAGGGAUCACAAUUGUACCGAAGCACCUAUUAUCAGUUUUGUUUGUACCCCUCCUUCAAGCAACUAUUUCCUUUAUUUUGGCAGCUACUUCUUGCAUUCAAGUGCCUAUAUCUCAUCUUCAACUCAGGUCUGUUUUAGACUACAGUGUAAUCACACUUGAAAUGCUUGGUGAAAUAGUUUGAGAAGUUCAACUUAACCUGCUACAGGUUCGGCAUGGAGCAUCAUUUGCCCUAGCCGUACAUGCAGAUUAAAUGUGAGCCACCUUGGUGCCAUGGAUAACACAAAACCAUAAAGUCAUCUCAUAACCUCAUUAGUCCAUUCAUAGUAUACAUCUAUUAUGUAGUAUAGCCCUCUUGUUCUUUAAUCAUAUCUCAAACAAACAUGAGGCAACAGAGAGACUGGUGUAUUCAAACACAACGAUGACCUUUUUGACAUAUUUAUGCUCAUGUGGGACCAUCUCCUAGAAAACUAAAGUAAGAAACGUGAGGUACAUUAUCUUUAUAUGAAUGUUGGUUGGUUUGCAGUGUUGAGGGAAAUAUGGUCUUGUGUGUCACUUUCACUCAGUGAGGCUAUUUGGUUGGGUAAUGGAGAAAUGGUUCCACUCUCUCAUUAGCAUGAUUUCAUCAGCAAGGCUUCACAACAGCUCAAAACAGUCACAUUACAUUCAGAGGAGUAAAGAGUUUAAAUGACAGUAAAUCUUGACGUCCACCCCUGUAUGUAUUUAAUUUAUGCUAUGCUGAAAUUUUUUGAUGCACUGAGAUUCAUAUUCAUGAAAUCAUUAAAAAUUAAAUACACGUAACUAGACAGCUGUUUCUGCAGGCUUCCUAAAUAGAACGGUGUUACAUUGGUUGUCUAACCAUGACCUAGUGAAAGCAUUUACAGUUAAUGGCAAAUCCUCUCUGACAUAAGCUGUAUCCAGUAAACAAGUUUGCUUUGUCAAUAUUGGGAGAUGAACAAGAUAAAACAAAGCUUGUCCCUUUGUGAUGAAUGCACUGGGUGAUGGGAAGAUCUGUUUUAAGGUAAAUUUAGUACUUAUAGCAUUAAUUAAUCUCAAAAUUUCUAUUUUAUUAAUGUGACUCAUGUAUUGUUCUGACAUGUCCUUUGUAUUGCUCUAUAAGUAGAUAAGAACAUAAUCAUUGAACAUGUUCCGUGUCGUACAUCACUCUGUAAAACUUUUUUUUUCAAUUAUGCACCGAUCAUUUAACCAUGUAAUGGUUUCUUCAGUUUGCUACUUCACUGUAAUGAUUUAAUAUUGACAUGGCACUCAUAUGUUGUGAACUAUGUUGUGUUGCAGUACCUUGCA